Molecule: messenger RNA, 3826 nt
Organism: Cydia fagiglandana
Lineage: Eukaryota; Metazoa; Arthropoda; Insecta; Lepidoptera; Tortricidae
Product: organic cation transporter protein-like
Exons: 7
Coding region: 509-2230 (573 amino acids)
Biological process (GO): transmembrane transport
Cellular component (GO): membrane
Molecular function (GO): transmembrane transporter activity
Source: RefSeq, a predicted model, not a curated record
UCUGUGCGACGUGUAGGUACCCUAUGUUAAUUCCUAAGAAGAUUUGGCAUAGAUUGUAAACAUUUACAAAAUCAAGCUAUUUCCAGUGCAUCUUUAUUAUGUUAUAUAAGUACCUAUAUGUUAUAAUGUGAAAUUAUUGGAUCAGAAGUCAUUCCAGGCGUGGCUCACUCCGCGAUUUCGUCGCUUUGCUACAGGUAACAGGUAGCUAAAAGUACAUCCGUUCCACACCAAUUUUAGGAAAAGCCAUAAGCCGCGCGUGGCGCUGUCGCCACCUAGCGGCCAUAUCUGUGCUGAUCAUAACAGACGCGUUUUGUUAGAGAGUGAGUCUUCUGUACCUAGUACUUUUAUUCAUUCUGUGGUCAUUCGCAAACCCGCGUCAAAUCACUAGUAUGAGUCAAAAGCAGUUCCAGGCGGACGUUCCGAUAAAGACAAUAUUUUUUAUCAGACAAUAGUAUGUUUUUUAUUUAAGCGGAGAUCGCAGUAGUCUCAUAACUAUCUAAGGAACAUCAUGGCUGAAGAUACACCAGCUUCAAGAAGAGAUUCAGAAAAAGAAGCACGAAAAAGAGAUGGUUCUGGAUGGUAUAGAAAUGGAGCAAUGAAACCAGAUGAACCUGAAGAGACAGCAAUAGACCUCGAUUGGGUGCUUAUCAAUGAGCUGGGACAGUUUGGGCGGUUCCAAAUUAUUAAUGUCAUCCUAUUAGUCUUCCCCAUCAUCGCUCAUGCGUUUUUGAGCGAAUACGUCUUUUCCGCUUCCGCUGUUACGCAUAGGUGUAAGAUUCCUGAAUGCGGAGAGACUGGGGGAUCUGGUUACGAAUUGUUCCCAGAGUGGAUCUUGAACGCUGUUCCCAGCAGCAACGGACAACCAGAUAGUUGUUCGCGCUACGCGCCGGCGGGUAAUGGUUCGCUGGAGUACUGCCCAGUUACCGUGUUCGAUCAGGCCUUUACGCAGGAGUGCGAUGGAUUUGUGUACGAGAGAACUAAUUCAGUUGUGUAUGAGUUUGAUCUUGGCUGUCAAGAGUGGAUGCGGGCGCUAGCCGGAACAUUGAGCAGCAUUGGCACCUUACUCGUUCUCCCAAUCACAGGCUACAUAUCAGACAAAUAUGGAAGACGUGUGGCGCUCUGCAUCAACCUCUUUAACUUGGCGCUCUUUGGCCUCAUCAGAGCCUUUUCUGUGAACUACCCCAUGUAUCUCGUGCUACAGAUUUUGCAGACAACUCUUGGGGCUGGCACAUACAGCGCCGCUUUUAUUUUGGGGGCGGAACUGGUUGGCCCUAAAUACCGAGUGCUGACAGGUUCAACAUGCUUAUCAACCUUCGCUGUGGGCCACAUCACCAUGGCCGGAAUAGCCUGGCUUGUACAGCCAUGGCACUCUUUCAUCAUGACCCUGUACAUCCCUUGCUUUGUAAUGAUCGUUUAUUACUGGUGCAUCUCGGAAAGUGUUAGGUGGCUACUUUCCAAAGAAAGGUUUGACGAAGCUAAAGCUGUUUUGGAGAAAGUAGCAAGAGUAAACAAAACGAAGAUCAGCGAGAAAUCUAUGCAAGCUCUGUUGACGCCUGCGCCCGAAAAGGAGAAUCAGACUGACAACUCCAAUGGCUUGGUUUAUACUAUUUUCAAAUCGCCAAUACUUCUUCGACGUGUCUGCACUACACCAGUCUGGUGGAUCGCAACCACAUUUGUCUACUAUGGGUUAUCCAUUAACUCCACUGGGCUUCCCGGCAAUAUGUACGUGAACUACAUGCUGGUGGCUGCUGUAGAGAUUCCUGCCAUUUACACUGCUGUGCUGUUGCUGGAUCGUGUUGGCAGGAAGGCUGUUCUUACGACUGGGUUCUUACUCAGCGCUGCUUGCAACCUUGUAUUCGCUUUCAUUGACAAUAAUGAACUAGUGACAUUGGGUCUUAUACUAUUCCUGAUGGGCAAAUUUGGAAUCUCGGCAGUGUUUACGUCUCUAUACAUUUACACAUCUGAGCUGUACCCGACACAGUUCCGUCACACACUGUUGGGAUUCUCUUCAAUGGUUGGACGUAUUGGCUCAAUCACGGCUCCGCUUACUCCUGCUUUGGCGGUGUACUGGGCUGGAAUCCCAUCGGUGAUGUUUGGAGCCAUGGGUUUGUUGGCCAGUGUGCUGGUGCUCACACAGCCAGAAACCCUGGGCUGCAAAAUGCCGGACACGUUGGCUGAGGCAGAGGCUAUUGGCAGACAAAAGAAGAAGACAGUCACGAGUGCUCUCUAGAUCUAAAGUACCUUACCCCUUUCCGACGUAUUGGUAUGAUGGAAAGGGACAAACUAUUAUUAUCGGCUUGUCAAUUUUAGUAAACGUUUAUGAAUGAGGGGGUAAAUCUACAUAUGUGAUGGGAUACCCAGUAACAUUAAAAUAGAAAUUGAGGCUGUAGCUGUAGGCUCGAUGCUGUAGUCUACGCGUACAGCAUCGAGAAUAAUGGUAACAUUCCAUUUCUAAUCGCAGUAUAGGCCGCCAUUAAGUAAUUUUGAAUUAUUUGAAAACAUAAUGGAAUCUGCCCUACGUAAAAUAUCAUCUUCUAGUAAGAAAUUGCUUAUAUGCGGCGACUUUAAUGUAAAUAUUAUGGAAAAUUCAACAAUGUCUUGUAGAUUAUUGAAUCUUUUUAAAUCUUGUAAUCUCAACCACAUGUUUAUGGAGCCCACUAGAGUGACUGCUACUAGUGCAACCUGUAUAUAUAAUAUUUUCACAGAUAUUUUUCCUAUUGCUAAAAAAGUUAUCAGCAAUUUAGAAUCUGACCACUUAGGUCAAUUAAUGGUAUUUGAGGCAUUUAGGAAAAAUACCAUGAGAAAACAAAUAACUUUUGUACCAGUAACCUCGGACCGCGUGGAAAGAAUGAAGCUAAGUUUAGUUCAGGCGCUACCCUUUUUGUCUUCCGAUAUGAGUCCUAAUAGUAUGUAUAAUUCAUUCUUUCACACUUUUAUGAAUCAUUAUAAUGCGAUAUUCACCUCAAAAUCGGUCGUAGUUAGGGUGCAUCAGUUUUUAGUGAGUGGGCUACUGCGGACUUACAUCAAAGAAGACGUGAACUGUAUGCCUUAUAUGAGGAACGGCGGUUUAAUCAGAGUGAUGAAUUUAAAGAACAUGUGAAGGCGUAUUCGAAGAAGUUUAAAGUAGAUUGUCAUAUAGCUAAGCGAAAUUAUCUAAGUCAGAAAAUAAAAAGUAGUUCAGACAUUAUUAAAGCAACCUGGAAAGUAAUAAAUGUGGAGACUGGUCGUUCGAAACACACAAUUAAAGAACUUAAACUAAACAUUGAUAACAAAAUUAUAGAUUCUAAUUUAGAAGUAGCUACAGAAUUUGAAAAAUUUUUCACCGAGGUACCAGUAUCUACAACUAAGGAUUUAAAUUCAUCACCCUCAUCUGCUGUUACAUUAUUAAAAGAUAACGCUCCAGAGUGUUGUGGAGACCUUCAUUUUGAACAUGUUUGUACCUCAGAUGUAAUAAAGGCGUUUAAAUCAAUUAACGUCAAAAAAACUAGUGACCUCUGGGGAGUCUCUGUCCAUGAUGUCAAAUCCUUAGUAGAAAUUGUAGCGCCUGACUUGGUAGUUAUAUUUAACAACAGUGUUGAUUGCGGCGAGUUUCCUGAUCUAAUGAAACAUAGUAAAGUAAUUCCUUUAUUUAAAUCUGGUAGCAGCUCUGACCCCACUAACUUUAGACCGAUAUCUGUGCUACCAACAUUUAGCAAGAUUUUUGAAAAAUUAGUUCUUUCUCAAUUAGUACGACAUUUUAACGUUAAUAAUUUGAUGCAUAAUAAGCAGUUUGGUUUUACACGGGGUCGCUCAACAACCGAUGCUGGUGUUGAGCUAAUUAAGCAUA